AGUUCACAUAAUAACAAUCACCACAGAGAGAGAGAGGGGGAAAAGAAAACUCUUUUGCUUGCAUUGCAUUGCACUGCAGCACCUUGUGUUACCUCCCAACCCACCCCUCAUGCCUUGUCGCCGAACCGGCCCGACCCGUUGAGCUCGCCGGAAACUUUGGCCAAAAGGGUCGCCGAAUUCGCCUAUGGCUCUCAAUUUCGAACUUUAGAGAGUCUUCAAGCUUUCACCUUUUCUCUUUCCCAUUUCGGGUGCUGUAUUUCUGAGGGUAUUUGAACUGAGAACGAUUGUGAAAACUUGUGCCUCUACGAUAUGUACGUGGUGCCUCCGCCCCAGCGCUCCGAUCCGGGUUCAGGAUCCGGUGAUUUGCGGGUUUACCAAGCCUGGAAGGGCAGUAAUAAAUUUUUCCUUCAGGGCAGGUUUAUAUUUGGACCAGAUGUGAGAUCACUGGCACUGACAAUUUUCCUUAUUGUUGCUCCUGUUGCAUUUUUCUGUGUCUUUGUUGCCAGAAAACUGAUGGAUGCUUUUUCUGACCACUGGGGGAUAACCAUAAUGGCUGUUGCUGUUGUCUCCACAGUUUACGUCUUGGUUCUUCUUGUGUUAAUAUCUGGCCGAGAUCCUGGCAUAAUUCCACGCAAUGCACAUCCUCCAGAGCUAGAAUGUUUUGAUAAUAGUGUAGGUGCUGGUCAGACUCCUCAAUUACGGUUGCCUCGCAUUAAGGAGGUUGAAGUCAAUGGUAUCACUGUUAAGGUCAAGUAUUGUGAUACUUGCAUGCUCUACAGGCCUCCCCGAUGCUCGCACUGCUCGAUCUGUAAUAACUGUGUAGAACGGUUUGAUCAUCACUGCCCUUGGGUAGGGCAGUGUAUUGGGCCGCGUAAUUAUCGGUUCUUCUUCAUGUUUGUCUUCUCAACUACGCUGCUUUGUAUAUAUGUUUUUGCAUUUUGCUGGGUCUACGUUAGAAGAAUUAUGGAUUCAGAGGAGACUACAAUUUGGAAGGCAUUGAUCAAAACUCCGGCCUCCAUAGUGUUAAUAAUUUAUACCUUCAUAUCAAUGUGGUUUGUAGGAGGCCUCACUUCCUUCCAUUUAUAUCUGAUAAGUACAAAUCAGACUACGUAUGAGAACUUCAGGUACCGAUAUGAUCGGCGAGACAACCCAUAUAACAAAGGAGUGCUGAAUAAUUUCAAAGAGAUAUUCUGCACCAGCAUUCCCCCAUCAAAGAACAAUUUCAGGGCAAUGGUGCCAAAUGAACCAGCAUUACCUGCUCGAUCAGUGGGUGGAGGCUUUAUGAAUCGUAGGAUGGGAAAAACUGGGGAGGACAUAGAGAUGGGGAGGAAAACAGUGUGGGACAUGGGGGCUGGAAUUGAUGAUUCUGAAGUUCAGUUAAACAAUGACCGCGUGAGUAUAAAGGAUGGUGAAUUGUCUCCUGAAAUUAGGACAACAGUUGAUGACACAGGUGACCGUGGUGGAAUGCGGAGGUCUAGCUGGGGAAGAAAAAGUGGAAACUGGGAAAUGUCCCCUGAAGUUCUUGCUAUGGCUGCCAGGGUGGGGGAACCAAAUCGUGUGGGUGGAGCGAGCAGUAAUAUGACACAUGAGAACCAUCAUACAUAGCUAUUGUGCAGAAAAUAGCUUGGUCAAAGAGACUUGGAGAUUUGAUUUUAUGGUUAUGAUAGAAGAUUACAUUUCUUGUGUGGAAACUCUACAGCAAAAUUAUUUUAUGUGCAAUAUGAGGGAUUGUAAGCAUUUGCAGGGUGUUUGUAAGUGUUGUUUUAGCCAUUGUGCUUCUAAGAAGGAAUUAUUUGGUGUUGUGGGAGUGAGCUUUGCUAUGCUUUGCUUUGUUUGACGUUGUAUUAUGCUUACCAAUUAAUUAGCCUUUGCAUCUGUGGAAGUUGCUGCAGUUCUCUCUCUCUGGCUGAAUGCCAGUGGCUUGGAGUAUUGGGGACAUCAAGCUGUAUUGUCCUUGCUAACUUACCUUUGAUGCUUGAAUUGAAUGUAGUUGGUAAGUUUGGAUGAUAAACUUAUUCAGAAAGAGUGCCAAAUCUGAAUCUCGUGACAUAAAUCUUUACUAUCUUCUUUAACACGUUAGUAUUGUGGGCAUUCUACUUUUAUGUGGAAAUAUUUUGUAACAUUUAUAGUCACUUAAAGCAAUACAGUUUUCUGGUUUCUUAAUUGUGUAAUGAUAAUGUUUGUGUUACAA
Messenger RNA from Gastrolobium bilobum, 2191 nucleotides. RefSeq names its product probable protein S-acyltransferase 7. Lineage: Eukaryota; Viridiplantae; Streptophyta; Magnoliopsida; Fabales; Fabaceae. Gene Ontology annotation, cellular component: endoplasmic reticulum; Golgi apparatus. Bases 310 to 1605 code for a protein of 431 amino acids. The transcript is spliced from 5 exons. The record is from RefSeq and is a predicted model, not a curated record. Gene Ontology annotation, molecular function: protein-cysteine S-palmitoyltransferase activity. Gene Ontology annotation, biological process: peptidyl-L-cysteine S-palmitoylation; protein targeting to membrane.